CAAUCCACCUCAGUACUUCAGUACCAAAUAAACCUAUUCCAAACUCAUCGCUGAUUUCUAUAUUGUUUGCUUUUAUCUCCUGAAUUUCAGUCUUCAGCUUCGACACAGAAACAAUGGUUUAUUCCAAGGAUCAGCUGCUUGCUCGUUUAAAGGAGCUUCAAAUUGAUUUUUCCCAGUAUGAACAUCCUGUUGUUUUGACUGUCGAAGCUCAGGCAAAAUAUGUUGGGAAUGUGGGAGGUGCACUGAGCAAAAAUCUGUUCUUGAAGGACAAAAAACAUAGGUACUAUGUUGUGUCUGCCCUUGCAGAUACGAAAGUAGAUAUGAAAGUUUUAUCUCAGAGGCUUGGUUUAGGAAAAGGUGGUCUAAGAAUGGCUCCAGAAGAGGCAUUGGGUGAGAUACUUAAGGUGCCACUUGGAUGUGUUACUCCAUUUGCUCUAGUAAAUGAAUCUGCAAGUCAUGUCUCGCUAUUGUUGGAUAAAGGAUUCAAAACUCAAGAGUGUUGCAUCUUUCACCCACUUUCCAAUGACAUGUCAAUCUCUCUUAAUGCCUUUGGUCUUGACAAGUUUCUUAAAUCAAUUGGGCGAGACCCAACUUAUAUUGAUCUGGAGGCUAACCCUCCUGUAGGGAAAGAUCAACCUCCCGAUCUAGCUUCUUUAGUUCCAUCUGGUUCGACAGUUCUGCCUGAUCUUCCCAAGAAAACUCCUUCACAAGAUUCAUCUGGAAAUCAUCCUAGUGCUGGUAAUAAUUCUACAGCAGUUACAGCAAAAGCUGAUAAGCCAUCUAAUGCUGUGCAAAAUGUUAAGGAGAAAUCUGUCAAUGGUGUUCGACCAUUGAUUCCUUCCACAGAUGCUGGGAAAUUUGUGGAAGAGCUUCUGGAUAGAACAUCUACGUUACUGCUAUCAGAAAUUUCCGAAGAUUCCAUCAAGCGACAUGCUGGACAAUUAGGAGCUGAAGUGGCGAAUAAUAUUAAAAAAUGUCUUAGAGAAGAUCUAAAGAAUCUCGCUACAAUAUUCAAGAACACGGCAUACACAGAAGGGUUUUAUGCCGGUACUCACUAUCAGCCCAAGCGUCUUUGAUCUUAUUUAUGACAGUUUAUCUCCCUUGGACCGUUUUCCUUACCAGAAUACGAUUUCUAAGCUGAAAAACAACAAUCAAACACAGAAUUUUCAUCAUGGCGUUCUUCUUUUUAUUAUGUAUUUUUAUCUGCAUUUAGACAUUUAAUUGAAACUAUGCAUGCCCAUGUUUUUAGAAUCAUAUAAAAUUGCUUGUAUUGUUCAGAUACAUUUAAUUGAAACUAUGUAUACCCCAGUUUUUUAGAAUCAUAUGGCUAUUUAACUGCCAUUUAUUUGA
Messenger RNA from Gossypium raimondii (Peruvian cotton), 1350 nucleotides. RefSeq lists its product as uncharacterized. Gene Ontology annotation, molecular function: aminoacyl-tRNA deacylase activity. The transcript has 12 exons. Lineage: Eukaryota; Viridiplantae; Streptophyta; Magnoliopsida; Malvales; Malvaceae. The coding region runs from base 114 to 1076 and encodes 320 amino acids. The record is from RefSeq and is a predicted model, not a curated record.